CUUGUCAACGUGAUUUCCAUUGGAAUUCGUUCUAGUACACGGCCGAAGUCAACGUGGGCAGCAAAAGCCUAACUUUCCGGGGCGUUUGUCAGGGGCGAAAACGUCCUACCCUAGGCUUGCCAGGAUUUAUGCUGCAGCACACAUAGACAUGUAGGAAUGAAAAACAUCUUACACAUAGCAGAUGCUUGCAAGUGACUAGUUCAGUCUUCACCAACUGACUUGAUGGACCUACAGCCAGCUGAGGGCGCGGUGGACUUCACCCUCAAGAUCCUGCUGCUUGGCGACUCCGGCGUGGGCAAGACAUGCUUGCUGACCCGCUUCGCGCACGACAACUUUGACGAGAAGGUCGCCUCCACCAUAGGCGUUGACUUCGCUGUGAAGCGGCUGUCGGUGUACGACAAGCGCGUAAAGCUGACUGUGUGGGACACGGCGGGGCAGGAGAAAUUCCGCACGCUCACCAGCACCUUCUACCGUGGGGCCAAGGGAAUCAUACUAGUGUACGACGUGUCGCGCCCCGACACGCUGCGCCACCUGGAGGAGCAGUGGCUGCAGGAGCUGCAGCUGUACGGCACGGAGCCGGAGGCCGUACGCAUGGUGGUGGCGAACAAGGUGGACGUGGGCGACGCCCGGCGUGUGAGCUGGCAUGAGGGCAGCGACUUCGCUCGUCGUCACGGCUGCCUGUUCGUUGAGACGUCCGCCAAGACCAACGUUGCGGUUGCCACUGCGUUCGAGGAGCUCGUGCUCAAGAUUUUAGAGACACCCUCUUUGCUGGAGGAUGCGGCCUGCGGAGUCCCGCAUGGAACCGUACGACUAGAUCUGCCGCAGAACGCAUACAGCAUGUACGACUACUGCUACUGCUAGCCCUGCAUGCUCUGCUGCAACUGCUAGCUAUAUUGCUAGGGCUAAGGCUGUGUGCUACGGCUAGUGCUGCAUGCUGCUGCUAUGGCUGUCGUUUACCUUGCGUUAGGGCGUUGCAUGCUCAUGCAUCCACGUGGCAUGUGGCAGGUGACAUGAGUGGUGACACAAAGAUGUUGCUAACCAGUUGUUAGCUGUUGUUAUUAUUCAGUUUUGUUUGUAUGGCUUUGCGGAUUGCGAAAGGAGUAUCCUAGCUUUGCAGCCAUUGCCUGCAACAAACGCGUCGUGGGAUUAGGUGCCGAGGACUCAGGAUCUCGAAUAGAGGCGUUAUCAGUUUUUGCGAAUGACGCAACGCACCUCCCUAUUUAUCGAGGGGCAUUAUGAGGGUGAGUGUUGCCACCUGACAUUUUCCCUGACGGUCAGUGGCACGAACGACAGCAGGAGCAACUGGAAUCUUUGCCAGUUAUGCUCGGGCGUAUGGUUCGAGAUAAGGUAAGGACGGAGCCCAGCAGGGGCGUGUCUGGGGAUUGUGGAAUCAGUAACAUUUGUGAUGGUGGGUGGUUGCGGCGUCGGUAGGGUAACCUGGAGACGGAAGGCUACCUUGUGAGGGCUGCUGUCGUGGAAGCUGCCGACGUGAGGGCUGCCAUUGCAUGGAAAGCGAAGCAUGAUGUUUGUACAGGGGACUAUGGUGUCGUAAGCACGCACCAUGCAGCCCGCUAGUUGAAGCCUUCAUUGGAAACAAUGCUCAAAGGGACAGUUCGUUUGGCUCAAAAAAAGGUGUC
This is a messenger RNA of Astrephomene gubernaculifera, 1637 nucleotides long. The record is from the annotation of a GenBank genome assembly. NCBI's taxonomy places the organism in Eukaryota, Viridiplantae, Chlorophyta, Chlorophyceae, Chlamydomonadales, Astrephomenaceae.